AUGCCACGUGGCACAACGUUGUUGGUGAAUGCAUGGGCCAUACACAGAGAUCCAAACACGUGGGAUGAUCCGGAUAGCUUUAAACCGGAGCGGUUUGAGAAAGAAGAGGAAGCACAAAAGCUUAUGGCGUUUGGAUUAGGGAGAAGAUCUUGUCCUGGAUCGGGUUUGGCUCAGCGGAUCUUGGGGCUUGCUCUCGGGUCGUUGAUACAAUGUUUUGAGUGGGAGAGAGUUGGUAAAGAAGAAGUGGAUAUGAAGGAAGGAACUGGAAACACAGUACCUAAAGCGAUUCCGCUAAAAGCCGUUUGCAAAGCUCGUCCAUUUCUACACAAUAUUAUCUCCUAA
This is a messenger RNA of Microthlaspi erraticum, 342 nucleotides long. The record is from the annotation of a GenBank genome assembly. Lineage: Eukaryota; Viridiplantae; Streptophyta; Magnoliopsida; Brassicales; Brassicaceae.